AUGGCUCACGGCACCGCUUCUCAAGUUCCGCAAAUCCUCAUGGGGCCUGCUCCUACAGUGCGGAAGCAGAAUUCGUCGUGUGAUCCUUGCCGGCGUUCGAAACGACGAUGUGCGUUUCCGGACGGGGUCAAACCCGGGUCCCCCAACAGCUGUCUGAACUGCAUUCACCUCGGGCAUAACUGCACGUUUGAUUUUGUCAAUUCCCGAAUCAAUCAGAAGAAGAACAAGACCAAGCAAGCAGUCCCAUAUGUACAGGAACAGCCUAUCGCUCCUGCCACCUCCAGACCCGAAAAGCAGGUCAUUGUUCCUUUGCCCGCGGAUCCGGUGCUGGUGGACUCCACCCAAGGGACCGCGCAGAAUGAACUCUGGAGUGGGAUUCCAUAUACCGGUUUCCUCGAUGUCGAUAUGUUCAUGGGCAAUCUGGUGUCGGAAUGGACCAGCUUGGACCGCCAGGUGUUCACCACCGAGGCCGCGGCCACAGAGCAAUAUCAAAGCAGCAGCACAUCGCCAUCGACCACUCAGCACUCAAGCAGCCAGUACCAGACACUCCCCAAAUCACCCAAUGACUUGUUCGCCCGGAGAAACUCGUCGCUUGGGCUUUGGCGGGGCAGUCCAAUCCACCUGCUCAACUCCAGUGUUGAGACACAGCGAAUAAAUCAAAGUCUCGGUGAGGUUUACAAUUCCAUGAUGUCUGGGAUUGCAAUACGAUACCUGGAUUACAACUGUAAUCUAUUCGCCGGAUCAUACAAAUAUUCAUUUGAUCCCGAUCAGUCAAAUCCAUCGACCUUGGAUAUUAGUGCUGGCCAAUCUGUGGGCAACAUGUUGACGCCGUCAUGGAAGAAAGCUGCACUAGACACUAACGGCUCCCAGAUUCACGCUAAUAUGGCACCGGAGAGACUGGCGAGUCAGAUCAAUAAGGUUACCAUGAUUGGAGUGGCUCGAUUUUUGGACAACUUUGGCGCCCUCUACAGCAAUGUCAUUGAUCAGAAAACACGCAAUGAGAAUGAGCGUACCUUGAUCGCAGUCCUGCAGGCAUUUGCUCUCCAGUUUGCGCCAUCUCGACAAGCAGAUGGUCCGCUAGCACGGUUCUUCGACAACCCCCAGGGCGCAAGUCAGUGCUCGACAUCAGACCCUUUACCUGGUGAUCGGAGUACCAACAGUCAACACGUCUUCACCGCCGCCUGGUUCAAUGCACACUCUCAUCUGGUUUCGUCGAGGGAAAAUAGGUCCUUUGUCAAGCUUUACUCGGUCUUCCUCUUUCUGAUGACGAGCGUACCACCAGAAGCAUCGUCAAUUUCCGCUUACGAAGACACUCCGAUCUGCCUUCUAGAUGAUGCUUUGCGCCAAAUGGGAGAGCUACAGAGUCUAGUGGAAGGCUAUUGUGAGCAUCUGGGCAGGCAAUCAAUUUAUCGAUUCCUCCUUCAAUCCUCUGUGGGUAUUAUGCGCUGGUACGGCUAUUUGCGCGACACGAUAGAUUCCGUGCUCCACGAGCGACCUUGUAUGUUGGAGGACGCCCCCCCGAGGUCAAAAGGAACCCUUUUGAGUGGUCACUUGCCCCCAGAAUGGCAGCAACCGACCGUAUUUGACCAGGAAGUUCCUAAGCAUUGCCAGAAUGCCGCAGGGGACCUUUUUCGUGUUUUCAGGGGGACCAUUAACCUGAGGCAGAUUCUUUUAACUGGCGCCGCAGCAUACAACAUACCUACGUUGAGGAGUGCGGUCACAGUAGCCGUGGGCAUCAACGAUGAGUUUGCCUUGAUCUAUGGCUCAUGGCUGCAGCAUUGCUCUAUCUCUUUCUACUUACUGUCUGAGAAAUCCAAACUAGCCUCGGCGUUUAUGUUGUUGUUUUGGAGCCUAGCUACUCUGUUACUCGUAGAGCAGCUUCAUGGCGCAUCGAAUAUUCUUCCUGUCGCGGAGAGACAGCCCCUGCUGGAAAAAGCGCUAUCUUACCAGCGAGAUGCAGUUACGUCUCUUCUCACAAUAGCACAGCGAAUUGUGGACGUAUCGGCCAUGGGCGAAUUCAGACUCAUCAACAGUGUCCAAGCAAAGAUGCACUUCAUCUCACAUCAUGCAAACACGGUCCUGGUGGUCCUGGCCUUGUCCAAAGCAAUCGAGCAUACCAUCGACUUAAACCUAUCAGCAGGGCAGCAAGGCGACUUGACUUCGACGCUGUUUCCCGACAUGAGCCCAGAUUCGGAAUGGGUUGCCAAUAUGAAGCCUUUGCUCACAUGCCUGUUGACGCUCGACUCUACUGUAUCUGGAGCGAUUACCGCGAGGCCGGCGCUGCAGAGGCUGAUGCAGCAAUAUGGUGACAUCCUGAUGGAUUGCUGGUCACACGAAGACGUGGACAACCUGUCGUGA
Cladophialophora immunda is the source of this 2358-nucleotide messenger RNA. RefSeq lists its product as uncharacterized. NCBI's taxonomy places the organism in Eukaryota, Fungi, Ascomycota, Eurotiomycetes, Chaetothyriales, Herpotrichiellaceae. The coding region runs from base 1 to 2358 and encodes 785 amino acids. The record is from RefSeq and is a predicted model, not a curated record. Gene Ontology annotation, biological process: regulation of DNA-templated transcription. The transcript is spliced from 3 exons. Gene Ontology annotation, molecular function: DNA-binding transcription factor activity, RNA polymerase II-specific; zinc ion binding.